AUGUCCACCACCACCACCAACUCCAGCAAAACUAUUUCCAUCAAGUCCAAUGGCACUAUGGGCACCUACUCCGGUGAUACUGCCGCUGCCGAGGGACUUUGGCACUCGCAGCCCUCACUGGCGGAUUCAGCGUUCUCUCACAGAACUUGGAAUGAGAAAGAUGAAGCGCAUUCGAAUGCCAAUAAGGGCAUAUACAUCUGUGACAAGUAUCUCCGCGGCAGUGUCUUGGGUCAGGGGGCUUGGUCUGUCGUCCACAAGGUCAAGAGAGUUGCGGACGGCAAGCUUUUUGCUGGCAAGGCGUCUUGCGAUGAGCAGCUGAACCAGGAGAUUGAGAUACUUCUCAAGUUUAGCCAUAAUCACAUCUUGAAAUUUGUUGAACUCCACCAGCAAGGUGAAGCCGGAGGGGCUAAGAUCCUCAUCACCGAGCUUUGUGCAGAGGGAGACCUGGGCGAGCAUAUCUAUCACGUUCCUGGCGGCAUGGGCAAGAGAGAUAUCCUCCUCGUUAUGAGCCAAAUAGGGGAUGCGCUUGCCUUUAUUCAUGAACAGAACUAUUACCACUCGGAUGUCAAGCCACGAAACAUCCUCAUCCGCAAAUUAAACCCCAUCGAAGUUGUUCUAGCCGACUGCGCAGACUGCCAAGUCUGUGGCACCGAAAUAUAUGGCGACAAGGACAUUCGCACCCAGACUGGAACAUACAAAUUCUGGUCUCCGGAGAUGGCGAAGCACGUCCGCCACGAUGGCAAGGAUGACGAUAUUUGGGCUCUCGGAAUCACCUUGCUUAGCAUGAUGGCGCAACAGCCGGAGAUGCGAGUCACACAUAAGAGGAAGAUAUACGACGACGUGUACAAACAUACUGGAUGUUGUGGCAAACAAGCACGAGACCUCCUGGCACUUAAUCCAGAAGACGGACUUGUGAAACUUGCCGGACGGAUGCUGGUUCUUGCGUCUAAGGGGCGUAUUACGGCGGCGGAGUGCAGUCAGGAGGCCAUGAAGCUUUUGGAGCAGUUGGAUAAAGAUGGAGAGGAGUCUAAGGGCAAGGGCACAGAGGGACUGGGUAUUCAGUCGCCUGAGGGGUUCAAGCCUAUUUCUUUUUGGUGA
Messenger RNA from Trichoderma breve, 1098 nucleotides. RefSeq names its product protein kinase domain-containing protein. Bases 1 to 1098 code for a protein of 365 amino acids. The transcript has 2 exons. The record is from RefSeq and is a predicted model, not a curated record. Lineage: Eukaryota; Fungi; Ascomycota; Sordariomycetes; Hypocreales; Hypocreaceae. Gene Ontology annotation, cellular component: nucleus. Gene Ontology annotation, molecular function: protein serine/threonine kinase activity; ATP binding. Gene Ontology annotation, biological process: mitotic DNA damage checkpoint signaling; protein phosphorylation.